AUGGAAGCUGUGCGCGGCAUUAACAUUCCAAUGUACACCACUCUCAGAAGAACUACUGUCGCAUUCACAAUGAUUAUGGAGUAUUUUCUAUCCGGGAAGAAACAUUCAAUCUGUGUUCUUUUAAGUGUUGGGAUAAUCAUAGCUGGUGCUUUGGUUGCUGGAGCAAGAGACUUAUCAUUUGAUGCUUAUGCCUACUCAGUUGUUUUCAUAGAAAACAUGUGCAAAGCAGUGUACCUUGCUUCCAUCUCUCGUGUUGGUAAAGCUAGUGGUCUUAAUAUAUUUGGUCUUGUAUGGAGCAAUGUGCUGAUUUGUGGACCAAUAUUGUUUUUUUGGUCCCUGCUUAGAGGUGACCUACAAUCAACACUCAACUUCACAUACUUGCUCUACCCUGGAUUUCAGGUUGUGAUGGUUCUGUCAUGUGCUUUUACUUUCUUUAUAAACUACAUUGUAGUUUUGAAUACAACUGUCAACUCAGCACUUACACAAGCAAUAUGUGGUAAUUUAAAGGAUGUUUUUACUAGUGGGUUUGGAUGGAUGUUAUUUGGAGGACUUCCAUAUGAUUUGUUCAAUGUUCUUGGCCAAUCACUUGGCUUCUUUGGGUCCUGUUUGUAUGCCUAUUGUAAGCUCCAAGGAAAAUGA
This is a messenger RNA of Lathyrus sativus (Indian pea), 639 nucleotides long. The record is from the annotation of a GenBank genome assembly. Lineage: Eukaryota; Viridiplantae; Streptophyta; Magnoliopsida; Fabales; Fabaceae.